This is a messenger RNA of Monodelphis domestica (gray short-tailed opossum), 13928 nucleotides long. It is a transcript of the gene NSD1, whose product is annotated as nuclear receptor binding SET domain protein 1. Gene Ontology annotation, molecular function: histone methyltransferase activity; protein binding. Lineage: Eukaryota; Metazoa; Chordata; Mammalia; Didelphimorphia; Didelphidae. Gene Ontology annotation, cellular component: nucleus. The record is from RefSeq and is a predicted model, not a curated record.
GGACUGGGGCAGGCCAGGCCAGGAGGCACCACCUGGCACAGAAAGCUAGGGCAGGAGUGGGGGGCGCUACAGGCUGCUAAGGCAGAACCAUGUGUGGCCGCAGCGGGACUUGGAGCGGGAGCAAAGGCGGCAGAGCCCAGUGGUGUGUAAGGGGUGGCUGGGACAAUCCUGGCUUCGUCGGCCCUCACCGUGCGCUUCCGACGGAGACACCUACGGAUCCAGCUCCCACCCCUUCCACUCCCCCUCCCCCCCCAAGCGGGCCCUUGCUGUCACAGGACAGGGCCGCGGGCGCAGUGGGCCCGGCGCUGGAGGGCCAGGCACGAGGAGGGUGGUGGACCGGGAGUGGGGGCGGUGGUAUGUGUAGUGGGCCCCCCCUUAGUGAAACUAAGGUUGAUGUUGGCCCAGAAUGGAUCAGACCUGUGAACUGCCCAGAAGAAAUUGUCUGCUGCCCUUUUCCAAUACAGUGGAUUUAGAUGCCCCUGAAGAAAAGGACACCCCUUUCGGUAAUGGUCAAUCCAAUAUUUCUGAGCCUCUUAAUGGGUGUACUAUGCAGUUAUCGGCUGCCAUUAAUAGUGGAACAUCCAAAAUUACUUAUGGACAAGAUCCAUCAUCCUGUUACAUUCCACUCCGUCGACUACAGGAUUUGGCCUCCAUGAUCAAUGUAGAAUAUUUAAAUGGGUCUCCUGAUGGAUCAGAAUCCCUUCAAGACCCUGAAAAGAGAGAUUCAAGAUCUGGGUCACUAAAUGUUUGCACUUCCUUGAGUCCUGAUAAUCCAAGAGCACUUGCUAUGAAACAGGAACCCACUUGUAAUGACUCCCCUGAGUUCAAGGUAAAAAUAACAGAGACUGUCAAGAAUGGGAUUCUACACUUUGACAAUUUUGUUUGUAUGGAAGAUGCAGAUACAGAUAUAGAGUCUGAAAUGGACACAGAGCAGCCAGGCACAGAGGAUGACAGUAUAGAUGAAAACUUUUUGAAAACAAGGCAAGACUUAACUAAGACAAAUGCUACCUGCAAUUACAAGCCCCAAUCAGAGAAUGGUAUAGAAGUGCUCAUGGGAAUUGAACAAGACAGCCCAACAGAAAGUUGUGAAAUAAAGUCACCAGUUUUACUAUUAGCUCCUCAAAAUGAAAUGCAGAAAAAUAAUCAAAGAACUGCCAUGGACAGCAGAAUUGAAAAACCAGAGCUUCACCCAGGCCCCUGUUCACUAGGAGAUACAAAUAUUACAUUAGAAGAACAAUUAAACUCCAUAAAUUUAUCUUUUCAGGAUGAUCCAGAAUCCAGUACCAGUACAUUAGGAAACAUGAUAGAAUUACCUGGAACAUCAUCAUCAUCUACUUCACAAGAAUUACAAUUUUGUCAACCCAAGAAAAAACCUGCUCCCUUGAAAUACGGAGUUGGACAACUUGUCUGGGCAAAAUUCAACAGACGUCCAUGGUGGCCCAGCAGAAUUUGUUGUGAUCCAUUGAUUAACACUCACUCAAAAAUGAAAGUUUCCAGCCAGAGGCCUUAUCGGCAGUACUAUGUGGAAGCCUUAGGAGACCCUUCUGAAAAAGCCUGGGUUGCAGGAAAAUCGAUUGUCCUAUUUGAAGGAAGACAUCAAUUUGAAGAACUUCCUGUACUGAGGAGAAGAGGCAAACAGAAAGAAAAAGGCUAUAGACAUAAGGUUCCUAAGAAAAUCUUGAGUAAGUGGGAAGCCAGUGUUGGACUUGCUGAGCAGAGGGAUGUUCCUAAGGAUUUUAAAGUCAGAAAGCGUAUCAGAACGUCAGCGAAGCUAGACAGUGAGGAAGACAUGCCCUUUGAGGACUGUACAAAUGAUCCUGAAUCUGAACAUGAACGAGUACUAAAUGGCUGCCUGAAAUCACUAGCCUUUGACUCUGAAACCUCUUCAGAUGAGAAAGUGAAACCGUGCACCAAAUCUCGAGUCAGAAAGAGAUCCACAAGCCUCAAACGGACUAGUAUUAAAAAAAGUAGCUCAGCAUUUGAAUCUCAUAAGGAAGAAAGAAGGGAAAAGAUUACAGAGACUCUUGGCCUGAACUAUAUUUCUAGUGAUGUGUCUGAUAAGCAAGCUUCUACUGAACUGUGCAGAAUAGCAAGCAGUCUUUCAGCAGCAUCCAACACCACAACAAACUACUUGUUUUCUUCAUGUGGGAAGACCACUACGAAAAAAGAGUUUGAGACUUCAAAUUGUGAUUCUCUGCUUGGUUUGUCAGAGAGUGUUUUGAUUUCUAGCAGUUCUGUGGAAAUAAAGAAACCUCUCCGCAGCAUGGUUCACAGUGCAAAGCCAUCCCGAUUGUGCUAUAUCAGCGCUGGUGAUGAGGAAAAGAGAAGUGAUUCAGCCAGUUUAUGGACCACCUCUGAUGAAGAGAGCAGUGACAGUGAUCUGGACCUCAUUGACCAAAGUUCAGAGUCUGAUGGAAGUGCUCUGGAAAUCAGUGGCUCUUUUGAGAAAAAUGAAAGUGAGUCGCCUAUGGAGAAAAAUGAAAAGGUUCAGUAUUCCAGGUAUCGCACAAAGAACAGUAGGGUAAAAGCAAGAAAGAGGUCUAGAAAAACUAGUUCGCACCUAGACCACUUGUUAGAUUGUACUAAAGCUCCUGAACCUGGGAGUGAAGAAUCUCAAGGUGCUGAUUCUGAUUCCAAAAUGCCCAUCAUUGCCAGAAAUGACAAUCUUUCCACCAAAUAUACCAUGCCACAAAGCAUUUCCCAUGAGAAUUCUUUUGUAAAGAGUGGGCUCACUAAUCAACCUCUGUUACAAUCAAAACAUAACAAACAGCCCAAAGCCAGAAGUAUAAAAUGCAAACACAAAGAGAGCCCUACUGCAGAACAACCGUCAGUUUUAGAUGAAGAUUUCAGCUUAAAGUGCUGCUCUUCUGAUUCCAAAGGGUCUCCUUUAGACUGUGUUGUCAAUAGUGGGAAGCUUGAUAGUCUAAAACUACUGAGCAACAUGCAUGAGAAACCCAGAGAUCCUGCAGAAAUUGAAACAGUUGUUGUAAAACAUGUCCUGUCUGAGUUGAAAGAACUGUCAUAUAGAUCCUUAAAUGAUGACUUAAAUGACUCUGGUUCAUCCAAAAUAAACAAACCUUUACUUUUCCCUUCUUCCUCUGGUCCAACCUGCUUGCCGAUUGAGCCAAAUUACAAAUUCAGCACCUUAUUGAUGAUGUUGAAAGAUAUGCAUGAUAGUAAGACGAAGGAACAACAGCUAAUGACUACUCAAAAUGUAGUUUCCUAUCGUAGUCCUGGUCUUGGGGACUGUUCCAGCAGCAGUGCUGCAGGUGGCUCAAAGUCCCUGGUUUCAGGAGGCUUGACUCAUAAGACAGAAAAAAAUGGGAAUUGUAUUCAGGACUCAGUCUGUCAAAACCCUGGUGGGAGUGAGUCUUCUCUCACCCAGGAGUCAUCUGGAUCUUUAACUGGAUUGCUAUCUAAAAAAAGAAGACUCACUGCUUCUAGCAGACGGCGAGCAAAUUCUAUCACCCGGCGAAAUUGUGCAAGAUCCAAGUCAUCCAAACUGCAGGAUGGCUUUUUGGCCCAAAUGGGAAAAGACACUAUAGAGAGCAAAGAUUUAAAAUCAGAAAAGAAAAGGAAGCUAAACCAGCCACCCAAUAUGACCAUUGAGACUGCACUGGGUGAAUGUAAAGAAGCUCCAACUUCAGUAAAUAAGUCUCUAAGCAGCGGGCCUGCAGAUUCAAAAAGAAAGCAAUCUCUUCAGUUAAUGGAACAUUUAACAGGUGAAGACUGUGCACAUUUUUCUGAUGUCCAUUUUGAUCCUAUGAUUAAAAAACCUGAAACUGAUAAAAAUCCUGAAAAGUGCCCCUCUUUUGAAAAUGGGGAAGUCCUAGAGCUGGACUCUGAAAUGAACAGUGAAAGCUCCUUGAGUGAUGAAUCUAAUGAUGUAAACCAUGUGGCACCAAAAAAGCGGUGGCAACGUUUUAACCAAAGCAGAGCUAAAACCAGUAAGCGCAUCAGUAGAUCUAGUAGAGAAAAGAACUCAAAGAGUGCCUUUGGGGGCCUGCACCCUUGUGACUUUCUGCUGGAGGGGAAUGAGGGCCCAGAGGAUAGGCCUUCCAGCCCUUCUAAGGUGCUAGAGGAAGAAAAGAAACAGAAGUGUGAGGGUCACCUAGACAUAGUUGUGCCACAGUUGAAUGUGUGUGAUAAGCCAAACAGUGAUGGGCUGCCCAGGGAAUCAGGGCUUUCCAAUUUUCCUCCACAGCCUGAGCUCAACACACAAGUUGCGCACUCAGAGAAGAAACGUCUUAGGAAACCAAGCAAGUGGCUUCUGGAAUAUACAGAAAAAUAUGACCAGAUAUUUGCCCCCAAGAAAAAACAAAAGAAGGUACAGGAACAGUUGCCAAAGGUAAGUUCCUUAAAAGAAAAUGAAGUUCAGACUACACAGUGUCAACCUAGCACUGAUCUCCAGAAUAAGCCAGUGGAAGAGAGCUCUUCAACCAAAGAGGAUCCGCCUGUUCUUGAGAGAGAGGCUCCAUUUUUGGAAGGACCAAUAGGUCAGUCUGAACUUGGAGGUGGAAAUGCAGAAUUGCCAGAACUGACCUUGUCUGUGCCAAUCACACGUGAAGUUUCUUCUUGGUCUUCACUGGAUUCAGAAGAGCCUUCAUUGAAACCAAGAAAUUAUGAAAGUAAGCGUCAGAGGAAGCCUACAAAAAAGCUCCUUGAAUCCAAUGAUUUGGACCCUGGAUUUAUGCCCAAGAAAGGGGAUUUGACACUCCUUAGAAAGUGUUAUAAUACUGGUCACUUGGAGAAUGAUAUUUCUGGAUCAUGUACAACGCUUACAUCUUUGGAGUUUGGUGAAGGUACAAACAAGGUCUUUGAAAAACAAAGGAAGCGAAAGAGGCAAAGGCAUGUUGCAGCACAUUGUAAGAAAGUGAGAAAUGAAGAUUCUUCACGGGAGGCUCAAAAUUCUGAGGGAGAACCAAUUACUCCUGGUACUACUGCAAGCCCGAAAGAUUCCAUAGAAGAGAGUGUGGAACAUGAUCAUGGGAUGCCUGUAUCAAAAAAGAUGCAGGCUGAACGUGGUGGAGGAGCAGCUCUCAAGGAAAAUGUUUGCCAGAAUUGUGAAAAAGUGGGUGAGUUGUUGCUGUGUGAGGCUCAGUGUUGUGGUGCUUUCCACCUGGAGUGUAUUGGCCUGACAGAGAUGCCAAAAGGCAAAUUUAUCUGCAAGGAAUGUCGAACAGGAAUUCACACCUGCUUUGUGUGUAAAACCAGUGGGGAAGAUGUCAAAAGGUGUUUGCUACCUCUUUGUGGAAAGUUUUACCAUGAGGCCUGUAUACAGAAAUAUCCACCAACUGUUCUGCAGAACAAGGGUUUUCGGUGCUCUCUUCACAUGUGUAUAACCUGUCAUGCUGCUAAUCCAGCCAGUCUUUCCGCAUCAAAAGGUCGCCUAAUGCGUUGUGUCCGGUGUCCUGUGGCUUACCAUGCAAAUGACUUCUGUCUGGCUGCAGGGUCAAAGGUUCUUGCAUCCAAUAGCAUCAUCUGUCCUAAUCAUUUUGCCCCUCGGAGAGGUUGCAGGAAUCAUGAACAUGUUAAUGUUAGCUGGUGUUUUGUAUGCUCAGAAGGGGGCAGUCUUUUGUGCUGUGACUCUUGCCCUGCUGCAUUUCAUAGAGAAUGUCUGAAUAUUGAUAUCCCUGAGGGCAACUGGUAUUGCAAUGACUGUAAGGCAGGCAAAAAACCACACUACCGAGAAGUUGUCUGGGUAAAAGUUGGCCGAUACAGGUGGUGGCCAGCUGAAAUUUGUCAUCCUCGAGCUAUUCCUUCCAAUAUUGAUAAGAUGAGACAUGAUGUGGGUGAAUUUCCUGUUUUAUUUUUUGGUUCUAAUGAUUAUUUAUGGACCCAUCAGGCUCGAGUCUUUCCCUACAUGGAGGGAGAUGUCAGUAGUAAGGACAAGAUGGGCAAAGGAGUUGAUGGGACAUAUAAAAAAGCUCUUCAAGAAGCUGCUGUCCGUUUUGAAGAAUUAAAGGCCCAGAAGGAGCUGAGACAGCUCCAGGAAGACAGAAAAAAUGACAAGAAACCACCACCCUACAAGCAUAUCAAGGUAAAUCGUCCAAUAGGCAGAGUUCAGAUCUUUACUGCAGACCUGUCAGAAAUUCCCCGUUGUAACUGCAAAGCUUCAGAUGAAAACCCUUGUGGCAUUGACUCAGAGUGCAUUAACCGCAUGCUCUUGUAUGAGUGCCAUCCCACUGUCUGUCCUGCUGGUGGACGCUGCCAGAACCAAUGCUUCUCAAAACGCCAGUAUCCUGAGGUUGAAAUCUUUCGUACAUUACAGCGAGGCUGGGGCUUACGGACAAAGACGGAUAUUAAAAAGGGUGAAUUUGUAAAUGAGUAUGUGGGAGAACUAAUAGAUGAAGAGGAGUGUAGGGCCCGAAUCCGUUAUGCCCAAGAACAUGACAUCACCAAUUUCUACAUGCUCACUUUGGAUAAGGACCGGAUUAUUGAUGCUGGCCCCAAAGGAAAUUAUGCUCGGUUUAUGAAUCACUGCUGCCAGCCCAACUGUGAAACUCAGAAGUGGUCUGUGAAUGGAGAUACACGGGUUGGGCUUUUUGCCCUAAGCGACAUCAAAGCGGGCACUGAACUCACCUUCAACUACAAUCUAGAGUGUCUAGGGAAUGGAAAAACUGUUUGCAAAUGUGGAGCACCAAACUGCAGUGGUUUCUUGGGUGUUCGGCCAAAGAAUCAUCCUAAUCCCACAGAAGAGAAAUCCAAGAAACUAAAAAGAAGACAACAAGUAAAGCGCCGAUCCCAGGGUGAGAUUACAAAGGAGCGAGAGGAUGAAUGUUUCAGCUGUGGGGAUGCAGGGCAACUCGUAUCCUGCAAGAAACCAGGUUGCCCCAAAGUCUAUCAUGCUGACUGCCUCAACUUGACAAAAAGACCUGCAGGGAAGUGGGAGUGUCCAUGGCACCAGUGUGACGUUUGUGGAAAAGAAGCUGCAUCUUUUUGUGAGAUGUGCCCUAGUUCCUUCUGCAAACAACACCGAGAGGGAAUGCUGUUCAUCUCUAAAUUGGAUGGUCGCCUGUCUUGCACAGAGCAUGAUCCAUGUGGCCCCAACCCUCUGGAGCCUGGGGAGAUCCGUGAGUACGUGCCUCCCCCUGUGCCGCUGACUUCAGGUGCAAACACUCACCUAGCAGAGCAGCCUUCUGAGAUUCCUGCUCAAAGACCCCUGAUGGUGGACAAAGCCCCUGGGGCAAUGGGCCAAAGGCUCCAGCUAUCAGAGAAAACAUUAGUAGGAACAUGUCAGAGGCCACAGUUGUCUGAUAAACCACUUGUGAUGCCUGACUCCACGCCCCAGUCACCAGAUAAGAGCCCUGGAGUAUCAGGUCCAAGACCUCAGCCCUUAGAAGUAGGCCAGAGGCCAGCAGACACAUCUCUUGUAGUGACAAGCCCCAGACCUCAACUGUCUGACAAAUCUUCUCAAGCACUGUCAGGCUCCAAAUCCCCACCAUCAGUCAGGUCCUCAGUAGCAGCUGGCCUCAGGUCCCAACUGUUGGACAGACCUCUAGCUUUAGCAGGCCCAAAGCCUCAAUCUUUGGAUAAGUCCUUGAGUACUAUCAGCUCAAAGUCUCAGCAACCAGAUAGGCCUGUAGUUACUACUGGACCAAGACUCCAGCCAUCAGACAAGUCCCCAAUCACAAAUGGUCCAAAGCCCCAGACCUCAGACAAGCCCCUUGUCCCUCUGGGCCAGAGACUCCCACCUUCUGAAAAAGUGCUGUCAGCUGUGGUCCAGAACCUUGUAUCUAAUGAAAAAGCACUAAGGCCUGUGGACCAAAAUACUCGGCCAAAAGAUCGAGCUACUAUGGUUCUUGAACUGAGUCCUCGUCAAAAGGAACGAGCAGCUUCACCUCAUGAAAUUACACCCCAGCCCACUGAAAAAUUACCAGUGCUGGAGCAGAGUCCCUGGCCUGUUAACAAAGCACUGGGACAAAUGCCUCGGGCCGCUGAGAAAGUUCACCCUUCCGAAGCAGUCCUCCAAGCAUCUGGAAGAGCUUCAGCCCCUGUGGAGCACACCUGGCAGGCUGGCAAAACACUCAUACAAGCCAGACUGAUCCCUCGGCCCCCUGCCAAGGGUUACUUGUUUGAACAGGCUCCUCGGGCCGCAGGACGUGUACCUGUGUCAAUGGAGCAGAGCUCUGGGUCAUUCGGCAAAGCCCUAGCCUCAGGAGAACCCAUGGCUGGAUCCCCACAAUCCCCAGGGCUUGCCACAAAAGCAACACCAUUGAUGGUGCAGUCCCCUAGGCCCCCUGUCAAAUCACCAGACCUUGGUCCCCCAGCAGAGAAACGGUUAGCAAUGACAGAGCACCCCCCCUGGGCCCUGGGGAAAUCCCCAGCAGGGCCCACUCCCUGGCCUGCAGGCAAAGUACUGACUGCAGCCAAGCUGAGUCCUGGUCCUAGUGGGGCAGACCAGCCAUUGGCACAGACUUGUCGGUCACCUGGGAGUCCACAGACAUUGGCACAGACUUGUCGGCCCCUUGGCAAAGGGCUAAACAAAGGGCCAGACCCUAAGCCUGAGCAAAGUGCAGUACCAGCUCUUAACCAGACCCCUUCCAACCAUGAGCCUGCAGAGUCAAAACAGAAGUGAUGAUAGUAGUAAAUGCCAUGUGGCCAGACAAGGCUUGCCUGCUGGGGUACUGUUUGGGGAGGGAAGUCUUUUCUUUCUCUCUCUUUCUUUUUAAAAAAAAACAAAAACAAAAACAAAAAAAAAACCCUUUUCCAUUGUCAUCCUUCCUAUAUCCCCCUAACUCUGAGAGACUCUUGUGACCUUAGUCAGUGGGGGUGACUUGAGUUAUCCAUGUACCAAAAUCUAUAGGUGAGGGGGGGUGCACCCAGAAAGACAGACUGUGGUCCAUUUUCCUUCUUUUUACACAUGGUAAACUUGAAAUAAAAAUUCCACUCUGGAUUCAAGCACGGAAUUCAGUUCCAGUGGUCAGGUUGGAAAGAUAGUGGGUCUUUUCCAGGCUUUUGGAGGGGAGGGAACUUCUGUUUGUGGGAUCUUGAAACAUCCCUUAAGAGAAAGUGAUGACCUUUCAUUCAUCUCUUACCCUUUCGAGAAACUUUGACCAGGAGGGAUGUGGUGAUAUCAAGACGGUGGACCCUCAGCUUCACUUGUCUCUUGCAUUUUGAUGCUCCUAUCCCGCAGAAGUGGUUGUGUUGUCUGACUAACUCAUGGUUGGUGGGUCCUAACAGGCCGCAGGCCAGGUGUGCUUUUCACAUAGACAGCUCACUCCAGGGUCCAUUUUUGAGAGGGGUACAAUGAGAAUGCUACAGUGGGUUGCCCAUUGGACAGCUGCUAUUUGUAGCCAUACGAGUCUAAGCCCUCAGUUUUUCCCUUACAUGAACUUCUUAGAACAGGUUGAUGUGCCUCUACAUGAGUAGUUGGGCAGAGGAGAUGGGCUUGAGACUAAUAGCAGUGUCUCUUAUUAAUGCCCUGUCCCUAAAACAGGCUUCUCCCUCUGUGCUCACCUUCAGCAAACACUCAGGUGCUUUGGAACUAAAUGUGUCUUGUGUUAAGUCUCAGUGGAAGGAAGUUUGCCAGGUUAUCAGUGAGUUCUGCAUCCCACAUCCUUGCAGGAAAAAUAACCACUUCUGCAUGUUUCCUUUGUGUUGAAUAAUAGAAUAUUUCCUUACUCCAACCAUGAGAUAAGGGCCCUAUUCAUCUAAGGGGAGGCACCAAUUACUUCCUCCUUUCUACACUAUGGGGUGGGCUCCAUCUAACUCUCAGCAGAGAAUAAUUUUGCUCUUUCUUGUGAGAGUUUGCUUUGCUGAAUGAGGUCAAAACUGCAUCUGGUCCCAUGACUUAGGACUAUCCAAGCCCCUAGAAGAACUGAGACUGAGGAGACAUGGUGUAGAGCAAUGUCCAGGAUAGACAACUCCUUAAAACUGCUGAUAAUCUUACUGCUGCCCUGAACUGGGAACAGAGGGACUGGGAAAACUGUUGGUGCUACCCUUCCCCGUGGUUAGCCCAGUUCACUGACUGCCAGCAAGAAGUGCUGUUUGGCCAGUACUCUUCCCUUGCCCUCCCUAGCCCUCUCCUCUACCUGUAACAAACAUUACCUCUGUGCUUUGCCAACUGGAGAAGCCUUUAGCCAAUAGGCACUCUCAGCCAUUCUGUCCUAGCAAUGGCUUUUAUACACCCUAUUAGGAUUCUUUACUUUGUCCUAAUUCCCAUUCUAAAUAUUUCCCCUUGGGAAUUGGGAACCUCUUGGUAGGUGAGUUGACCUCCUUCAUUCCAGGAAGGGAAAAAUGAGUGGGAAUUUACUAGUUGCUCCCUGGAAUAAAAAGAAUUUUCAAAAUUGGUCUGUAUGGAGGUGGCAUGGUUGAACCUCAUUUCUGAACCCCAGAUAGAGUAGAGGGUUGAGGUUAUUCUUGUAUCUCCCCCUCCCUUCUGAAACAUUUGGCACUCAAAGCUGAAUUGCCCUCCUUAUGGAAUCCUAUCUGAUCAGGCCUCUCUGGCUCGACUGCACAUCUCUCUGGAAGACCCACUAGGCUUUAAUCCCUUGUUGGUUGGUCCUGUGAAUGUGCUGCUAAGCUUCCUUCCAGCAGCACGUGGGGGAAGAAUUUUGUCCCUCCCACCCCUGAAGUCCUCAUGAAAGAGGAGAAAAAUGAAAGCCUUUUUUAUUUCCUUUUUAAAAAUAAUUUUAAACCAUGAAGAUAUAUUUAAAAAAAAUUUCACCCAGAAACACUGAGGCUGAGUAUGUUAAAAUAUUUAUCAUGUGUGAGAAGAAUAAAUAUAUAACUUACAUUUGUAGGGUCUUCUCUACCCUUGACCCCUAGAAUUCUCCUAAACUGUAGUGUUGAUUCUGUAAUCACCCCCAUUCCCUUCCUCCUCUGUUCCCCUUGCACUUGUAGUUGUUUACCAGAAAGGAAUCCAUACUGCACUGUCAGAAUCUAUGUUUCACUUUGUUGUGUGUUUUAAAAAAGAAAGAAAAAAAAAAACAAACAAAAACUACCCUAGCUCUUUGUUUCAUGAAAUAAACUGUGAAUAUUUUUGGUGCAGGCUAUUUAAACAUUUUUUAGUGGAGGAGUCUUAAUUCUAAAGACGCUUGUCCUAUAAGUAGUAUUGCUCAGUAAGUCAGUCAUGUGUCAGAAACUUUGGCUAGGCUCAGGGGAGCAGGAAUGCAGACCUAAAAGUGUGGAGCCCCAGGUAGGCCCUUCGAAUGUUUUCUGUUGAUUAACCUCCUCCUUUUAGACAAGGUCUCACCAUUUUUCCUCCCAAACAGCCAGGUGAGGGAAACAUUUUUAGUUCAGACUUGCAAGCCAGCCUCUGUGGACCAUGCUUAGUGCCUGGGCAGUGCUUUCUUUGAGUGGAUGGUCCCUAUGGCCAGGAGUCUUCUUGGGGAGCAAAGUAUGGGUUGGUGCAUGUCGAUAUGCCCUUUGUUGAGAAGGAUCUAACACUGGAUCAUUAACAGAAAUCAUCACUAGGAGGGUUGAUGACUAGUAAGAAAAUGCCUAUGAAAUCGAAAGUAAGUUUAUGGUCCAUUUUCAACUUGGCUAACCCUAAUGGGUUCCUUCUGAAAUGCCAACAACUGAGGAGGGUCUAAGAACCCUAAGAGCCUUCAUGGACAGAAAAAAAUGGACUCUAAAUGUAAUAAAGAUUCUAAGUUGGUUCAGGACUCAGGGGGUGGUUUUGAUUCCUCAAACAAGUGCUUAAAAAUCACCAGACCUAUAUAUGUUCCCUACCAACUUCAGCUUUCCCUCCACCAUACAGUAAUGAUGAGCAGACUUCUGGGAGAAGGGGGUAGCCCUUGUAAUUACAGCAGAUCCUGUUUGUACUGGCCUUUAGAACCCCAGCUCCCUCUACUGUCACUGAAUCCAAAGUUCUUCCCAUUGUGAUCAUCUCUCAAUACUAAUUAUGGUCACUGAAGCACCCAGGAGUUUGUUAUCCAAAAAUUCCUUUAGAUAUUAAUUUAAUUCAUUAUUUGCUGCUUUACUGCUAAAAAGCUAGAGAAUAAGGAAGUCCCUGGAGAUGGGUGGUGGUGGUGAUAAAAGUAAAUCUUUUUAAUUUUCUAGCUGGAAAUUAGUACAUUGAAACGUUAUCAGGGAUUCUUUACAAAGAUAGCUAUAGGUAAAUUUCCCAAGUGCUGUGACCUGGUAAGUAGCAAGAUCAUUUUGGAGGGCAGCUGGAGAGAGUCCCCUUCCAUUUUGACACCCUUCACAUUAGCAUCGCCUUUGGCAGAGAUAAGGAGAGAGGACUUGGGUGAGUUAACUGUAUGCUCUGAUCUACUGCACUUUUUGUACAGGUUCCAAUCCAUGGCUUCCCUCUCAGAGGCUCUCGUUGGAACAUUAUGAUCCUGACUCGAGACCCACCAGCCAAAUGGCUGAAGUUGACUUUGUGAUCUCUACAUUUCUAAUUCCUGCUGGCUUGGGUGCUCUCUAAAGUGACAUUUGAGAAGCUAGUAAUGGGAAAGGGCCUGCGGUUCCUGCAUACCUACUGAGGGGUGGAGUGAUGGGCUUGGAGGGAUUUGUCUUGCCACUUGUAAGACAGUCAGGCCCUGCCAGCUGUUCAGUGUUUUCUGACAUUCCAGAGUUGUAGAACUAAGUGAUGAAUAUAUGUGGCUGUAAUUGGAUGUGCCUAAUUAUUCUUGACUAAGCUUCCUAGGGUCAACUAGUCCAGAGGUUGCAUUAGUGCGAUAAAUCUGCAUUAAAAUAGUUAAUAGUUAAAUCGCAUUGUACACAAAAUUCAUCUAUGGUGCUAUUUUCCUCAUACAAGCACUGCCAAGGGAUGAGCAAAAGAUGGACAGGAGCUGGUGGUUAAAAUUUUAAAAAUCCCAGGGCUUCCUGUUAGGGGGCAAGAAGCUUCAUACAAAAAAGAAAAAGGGCAUCUUCUUUAGUUUGAGUUCAUGUGAGCCAGGUGGGAGGAAAAGCAAGACUUCCCCCAAAGAUCUGCCCUCAGCACCGCUGGGGCUAGUACCAACUUUGCAAAGAAUUUAGAGAAACUUGGGACAAUUGCAAAGGGACCUCCCUUGUUCUAGUCAAUGGGAUUUUCAAGUUGUAGCAUCACUGGGCCCACAAAAGGGAGACUACACCUGUGCUCCUAGAGAAAAUGCAUCUGCUACCUUCCUUUGCCAGAAAGUAAGGCCCUUCUUUCUCUUCCCCCUCCAGAUUGAGCAGCCCAAAGUCAGUUUCUUUUAUCUUCUAGACCAGGUGUGACCCGUCUAGUAGCAGAGAGGGAUUGCUUGGUGCAGGGCAAGGAUGGAAGAAAAUAGACUGGUAUUAAACACAGAAUGAGCAUAAGAAACUACUUCAAAAUAGCACUUGGAGGAGAAAUGUUUGAUACAAACAGAAGCAAGAAACACUGUUUCCUGUUCUCAUGUGGUACCUUCUCACAGUGCUUUCCUGUCCUUUAUUCUGCUACUUAAGUAGGGGCUUUUAGAGACAGGCACUGAUGCCUCUGGGCUUUAAGAGUUUAUUAGGAGAGGACCCUGACCUCCCCACUCCCCCAAAGUCAAGUGAGAUCUUGCAAACUUGUUAAAGGCAAUGAUGGGGUCAAAGGCCACUCACAUGCAGAUUUGGGGAUGGGAACAGGACUGGUCUGCACUUGGUGUUCUGGUGCUUAUUGUGUGUGCGUGUUGUGGGAAGGGUGUUUCAAUGGGCGAAAAGGCACACAGAAGUUUUGUCAAAGACCAGCUCACUCAUCAUAGCUCUCUAGUUCUCAUCAAGGGUCUUGGCAAAGAACACAUUAAAAAGAAGCUGACAAUAGAGAUCUAUAUAUAUAUAUAUAUAUAUAAAUAUAUUUUUAGGAGAGGGAAAAGGGGGGAGAGAAAGCCUUGGACCAUUGCUUAGUUUCUUUUUGCUCCCCUUAGACUGUCGGCUGUCUGUAAGUGAAAUGAAAAAAGGGGAGCCCUGCUCUAAGAGCCCCCAUGAUAUGUACUGUAAUUCUUUGUAUAUAGAAGAAAAAAAUUACUGUAAAGUAAAGUUUAACUUUACUCUUA